Parasteatoda tepidariorum (common house spider) is the source of this 2117-nucleotide messenger RNA. RefSeq lists its product as uncharacterized. Gene Ontology annotation, molecular function: nucleic acid binding; RNA-DNA hybrid ribonuclease activity. NCBI's taxonomy places the organism in Eukaryota, Metazoa, Arthropoda, Arachnida, Araneae, Theridiidae. The record is from RefSeq and is a predicted model, not a curated record.
AUGUCAACCGCCAACUCAAUUAUGAAGUUGGUUCACAAAAUUAAAUCCGGUUUCAGUUCAAAGAAAAGUUCUUUGGCAGUAUUUUUUGAUUUUCAAGGAGCCUACGACACAGUUUGGAGAAGCAAACUUCUAACCAAACUUCAAACUUGUGGAAUUUGCAUUAAAUGUUACAGAAGGUUCUUAUCCCAAAGAUGGGCAAAAACAAGAUGGAACGAACAGGAAUCUACCUACAAACAAAGCAAAGUCGGUCUGCCACAAGGAGCAGUAAGCAGCUGUACCCUAUUUAGCAUCUACAUCAACGAUCUGGUAGACAAACUAACAAGUUUAGAUGGUAUUAACGUUUGUAUGUUCGCAGAUGAUGUUGUCAUUUGGACGGAAGCAGAAAACUGCCAAGCAUAUGAAGAUCAAAGGAAUAAUCUUGAAGGUGUUAUGAAUAAAGCUCUCGAGGUCUUGCAGUCUUGGUCCAAAGAGAAUAACAUGAUUAUCAACAAAAAUAAAACCGUUUACCAAUUCUACUCUCUAAGGCGUGUUAAUCCAGACUUUGAUUUGAUAAUAGAUGAUAGUAAGCUUCAAAAAAGCAACCUUACCACAUAUCUAGGUGUAGUACUGGAUAACAAGUUAAGCUUUACCAAUCAUAUCAAUACUGUUAUAGACAAAGUAGAAAAGAGAACUUCAAUUCUGAAAAGACUAGCCGGUGCCAAAUGGGGAAGCUCACAACACACUCUAAAUAAAACCUAUAACACCUAUAUCAAACCAAUUAUCAAAUACGGAAGUGAGGUGUUAAUUUCUAGCGCACAAGGUAAGCUCGACUCUUUGGAAAGAGCCCAAAACAAUGCUCUCCGAAUCAUUACGGGAGCAGUGAAGACAACCCCAAUUAUAGCCCUACAAUACUAUACUUCUAAUCCACCAAUUACCACUGAAAUUAAAAUACAAGCAGUUGGCACUUAUGUUAAAAUGAAAGCCUCCCAUAGAGCGCAAUGGAUGAAUGAAUCAAAACCAAGUUCCAUGAAGACCCAAAUCUCUCCUCUAGAGGUAUGUGAAAAAUUACUGCAUGAUUUCCAAGAAGAUGAGCCAAUUAUCUGUAACAAGAACAUCACAAACCCUCUCAAAUUUAUAGAUGUCAGGCACCAACUAGAUAUCAAUGAUUUGGGUAAGAAAAACAUAUCUGACACAGUACUAAAAACAAAUGCAUUAUGCAUGCUACAAGAGCAAUACCCUGAACCAGAAUGGACGAGAGUGUACACUGACGGCUCAAAAAUACAAGACAGCACCGGAGCAGGAGUACACAGUAAGCUCUUUUCUCACAGCGCCCCUGUGGGAUACUAUAUGUCAAAUUUUGAUGCAGAGAUCUUCGCUAUAUCGAUAGCCCUGGAAAACCUUAAGAAUAAGAUCAAUUACUUCACUAAAGCAGUAAUCCUUGUCGACUCUAAGGCAGCUAUCCAGGCAGUUGCCAUAAACCAUGAUUCAGAUACUCAGACUAUUUCAGAUAUUAGAGAUAAUUUGAUUUUUCUCGAGAAUGCCAACAAAAUUAUUAUGUUCCAGUGGAUCCCUUCGCAUGUAGGAAUCAAUGGCAAUGAAAAGGCAGACCAACUAGCCAAGAAAGGGACACUCGAACCACAAUGUAAUAAACCGAUUCCACCAGACUCCCUUAAAAAACAAUUUUCCGAGAAACUUAAGACCAACCUAAAGCUCAACCAAGCAGUAAAAUCCACUGGAAAACCCUGGGCUAACAUCCAAAACAGUUGGAAGAAAUUUUGUCACAGUCCUCGUAAGAAGGCUGUGGCAAACUUCAGACUCUCAACAGGCCAUGACUGCUUGGCAGAGCACCUCAACAGAAUAGGUAUCCUUCCAUCUAGUGAGUGCCAAAUCUGCAAUUCGGGAACCAUGAACUCAGACCACUUGCUUGUAUGCCCUUUACUGGACAAACAAUCCCAAGAGCUGGGUGAUUUGUGUAAACUUUACUGGGAUGCCAGAGAUCACAUGAACUCUCUGUAAAGACUACUCCUCAUUCUUCACUGUAUAUAGAUAUAUUUUUUCUUACUUUAAUUUUUUCUAUGUGUUCUUUUUGUAUUAAUAUGUGUUUGUCAUGCGUUUUCUUUGCUUGUUAUUGUAAUUUU